Orbilia oligospora ATCC 24927 is the source of this 4134-nucleotide messenger RNA. RefSeq lists its product as uncharacterized. The record is from RefSeq and is a predicted model, not a curated record. Gene Ontology annotation, cellular component: trans-Golgi network. The transcript is spliced from 5 exons. Lineage: Eukaryota; Fungi; Ascomycota; Orbiliomycetes; Orbiliales; Orbiliaceae. The coding region runs from base 1 to 4134 and encodes 1377 amino acids.
AUGCCGACGCCAGAUCCACUUUCGUUCACCGCACCCUCACAUAUACGGGUCCUCCUCGCCCCUGUCGGCCGUAUAAAGCGGGCCAAGUUCUAUGAAUUUGUAGAACGAUUGCAGGUUGUUAAUACAGUUCGGUUGGAAGAUGUCAGUCUCGAUUCGAGAGGGACAAAGAGUCUCCGACGAUACCAGGUCAUUGCUCUCGCCGACUAUCAUGAACGAAAUUCCGUCGCAGACCUUCGAGCGGGGAUUCAGGAUUUGAAUUUCCAGUACCCAAAAGCCCUGUUAUUUCCGCUGGUUAUGUUUGAUACCCCCAUAGGUGACGACCUAUUCUCGAGAGACACUCAUCUUUGGAAAGAAGAUGGCGAGGUAUCUUCUAAUGUCGCCGAGUACCCUAAACUCACCAUACCAAUACCCUCGAAGUAUGAAUCGUCGGUUGCAUCGAUCAAGUCGGUCAUGUCUGACCUUACAGGUUUACUUCUUUCUGGGUUUUCACGGUUAUCGAAGGAUUUACAAACGCUUCCGACCAUUGAAGCGCCAGCAUCCGGUGAUAAUGAGCGACCGAGGCCUAAUACCAGGAUGUCUUUACCUGUUCCUGGAACGCUUCCAAAUCCGGCGCUAUCGAACUUGGGUGUAGGAUCCCGGUUGACUACUAUGACCGGGUUUGGAAAUGCAACUAUUUCGGAAAAGGAACGGUCUAGAGGGAAGGCGAGGAUUAAUAUUGCUAUCGCCAACUUACACCUCAUGACUGGAUUUGUGACGGAUGCAUUUCGAGAAUUCACAGAAGGGGCUCUUGCUGCGAAGAAUAGCGGCGACUUCCUAUGGCACGGGAAGGCAUUAGAAGGCAUAGGUGUGUGCUUGGUGAUUAUGGCAUACAUGGGUCUUGAUCUUCAGAUACCUACUGUGGUGUUUCCUGCGACAACUCCAUUGUCGGAAACAAAAUGGAAGUUGAAUGGUGCCGUUACUGAGACCCUUGAGACGCUGUUCUCAAUGAUGCCUGAGCUUCUAAAUACAAUCUUAGGUCUUUAUAGCAGAGCUGGCACAUUCAACAGCGAGCCAGCACCAGCUCUUGUACAAUCCGAGACUAUCAUCCGGUUCUGCAAGUUGAUGGUUGUUGCUCAGCAGUGCCAUGGGCUUAAUGCCAACUCGUUGGGGCAUAUCGUACUUGGGACACCUCUUCCUGCCAAUCUUGGGAAACCGCAGAUGAAGAAUCUCUCGAGGGGUGAUAUCGCAUCUUUAGUGAUGAAGGCAUAUCCUAAUAACCUCCAGAGUCUUACGGUUGUUGAUGCCGCGAGUAUUCUUGGUGGUAUGGCAUCGGUACUCGACAAAAUAGAAUUCAAGAGGAAGAAGGCACUCGUAACAAGGGAGUUGUUAAAGCUCUUGGUGCCUAGUUUGAUACAAGCCAGAGUUGUGGGUGCCGCGGAAACUGGAUUACAUCCUACAGCCUCGGGAGGGGAGGAAUUUAGACCAGCCAGCAGAAAUGGACCGUCACGGCCGGGGACUCCGCAACCUCAGGAAGGCCAAGGAGGACUUGACGGCGACGAAGCAGAUAUUGUUCGAACCAGUCGUCUCCUAGAUGACCUCUGCUCUGCAUACGGGAUAACACAUGAUACUCUAUCACAAGCCAUCGAAACGUCUACGGAUGAAGAGAAGAAUACAUUGCUACGAAAGAACCUUGCUGACGCCAAUCACUUUAGAAGCUUUGGUUGGCUGUCACUGAAGGUCGGAGUUUUGAGGUCUUGUAUUCUUCUUACAGAGGCUAUUCCGGAUUAUGAAGCCAUAUUGCGAUAUACGACAAAGCUUCUGGAGAUUGCGGGUACGGAAUUGAGUAAAGGGGAGCAGGGAAAGUUGGCGGAAAGUUUUACUAGAACAGUGGGACUUGCGAGGAAGAGUGGGUUGGAUGAGGAUAUGGGUGGUGUAGCUGAAUAUUGGGAUGAUUACUUGCUUAGAGAUAUUGAGCUGGUAGAAUCUCAAAUUUGGAAGCCUCCUAUUCCUCAUGCUGCUGCCGAACUAUCCGCAGUUACUGAAGCCGCCAAAAAUCCCUUUAUUUACAAUCCAUUUGCUUCGAAGCACACAACGGUCACUUCGCUCUCAUCAACAACAAUCAAAACGCUGCUUGUUGAGUCAGAACCGGUUGACUUUUUGAUAACGUUGCAAAAUCCCUUUGACUUUGAGAUUCAGAUUGAUACCGUGGAGUUGGAUGUUACGGGGGUCGAAUUUCAGACUUUACCUGCGAGUGUAGUGAUUGGCUCCUAUCGACAGCAUACUUAUGUCAUAACUGGUAUCCCCCAAAGUUCUGGUACGAUGAAGCUCCUUGGUGCCAAGAUCAAAGUCUACGGUUGCAAGGAGAAGUUCUUCCCUAUCGUACCGGAUGUCCGAAUGGUACCUGUGGAUGGGGAAGAUAAGAUCAAGAAAGUCGGCAUUGGGGCAAUGAAACUCGAACAUCCUCGGCCGAAAUCACAUAUAUCGUCUAAUUCCAACAACGUCAGAGCGAGUCAGAUACCCCAACCGACUUUUGGACCUGAUCUCAAACAGUUAUCCAUUAAUGUUAUACCCUCUCAACCAAAACUCAGUAUCACGCAUACCAGUCUUCCUCAAAAUGCGAUCAUGGUACUCGAAGGCGAGAAACAACUGUUUACGGUUCAUGUUAAGAACGAGAGCGACUCUGUUGCUGUGGACUUUGUGACUAUUAGUUUUGUUGAUAGUACAACCGAGCCUGUUACCAAUGCGAUUUCGCAGAAGCAAGGACUACCAGCGGAAGUUUAUGAAUUGGAAGUUAUCCUCUAUAAGAAAAAGGCGUUUGAGUGGAUACGGCCGGAGGAGAAAGUGACUAUUCAACCCGGGGGAACUGGUGUUUUCAAGGUUCAAGUGCUUGGGAAACCUGGAUUAACUAGUGGGAAAGUCGUGGUUGACUAUGGGUUCAUCGAUCGAGAUGGGAAAAAGAAGGAAGGCGAAGGGAGUGGAGGGUGGUACACUAGAAGAACGGAGACGGACGUUACGGUUACAGUUAACGCUGCGGUUGAGCUCGUGAGGAUGGACUUCUUACCGUGGAGCGGGGUGAGCUCGUCGCUGAUAGCGGAGCAUCCGGAGACUCAACAGCUAUCAAAUGGGAAUGGAGAGUUCAGCAAAUCGAAGUUUCCCACGAGAAAUGAACAAGUCCGGGAGUUGUUUACACGGCUGUCUAAUGUCGAUAAUCCGAGCACUUAUGCAUUGGUCCUUAUCGAUAUCCGAAAUUCGUGGCCGCAUCCUUUGAGGGUUUCUAUGGGAUUCGAUCCGGCUGAGGAGGAUAUUGGUACAGGGGAUGAUAUGCGUUUCACGGCUUCGGAUACUAUACCUGCGGGACAUUCGACGCGGUUAAUAUUACCGCUGAAGAGGGUUUAUGUAUCGAAUCCGACGGCGCCGAUACCGAGUUUGAGCAAAACACAGCGACAGUAUGUGGUUUCUUUGACGAAGGUUUCACCAGAGUUGGAGAGGGUUACUAGGGAAGGGUUCUGGUACAAAGAGGCGGUUUUGAAGAGAAUCAGUGGGACUUGGGAGGAAGUUGGGACGGAGAGGCAGGGGGUUGUUGAGUGUAGGAACUUUAGGAUGGGAGUGAGUAGAGGAGUUGAUGUUGUUAAGGCCGAGGAAGUAGAAGUUACGGUUGAUCUAGAAAAUGAUGGGGAAGCGGGAGAUGGAGCGGAGGUUAAGAGUACAGGGAGGGGGAGGUGGAGCGUUAAAACAGAUCACUUUUUCAAAGUGAAGGUUUCGGUGAGGAAUAGAGGACUGAAAAAAGUGAGGUUGAUUAGUCGGAUAUUACCUUGUUUGAGAUUCGUGGGGGGUAGUACUGGGAAUUCGGGACUGGAGAUGACGAGAAGAGCAGGAUUUAAUGGAACUUUACAGAAGUCUUUGGGGUGGAUUAAGGGUGGUGAGGAAAGGACUAUUGAGAUGGGGAUGGUGGUUAUUGCUAGUGGGGAGUAUGAGAUGUUGGGAUGUGUGGAGGAAGUUAAAGGGGAUGAUUAUGAUGAAGAAGAUGUUGAUGAUGGAACGAAGAAGAGCAGAGAGCCGUUGGAAGUUGAGCAGAGGUUAUUGGAGGAUAUGAUUAGAGGGGAGAGGAAGGUGUGGUAUGCGCGGGAUGUAUGCAAUGUUGUUGCUAGUGAUUGA